UGACCUUGAGCUGGACGAGUGCAAUCUUGAAGGACCGGGCCGAUGCCAUUGUGCAGGAUCGCCUUCGCUGCCCAACAUCAAGAGCGACCAGUCUCCAACUCUCACCCCGGUCUCGUUGCCGAGUCGCUCUGACCAUGUUGCUUCUGUCGCCGUCCGCCCUGAGGGCCCUGCGCACACCCGCAUCCGCCUCGAUGCUGCGAGCCCUCCCGCACUCGCACCUGUUUGCGACAUCGGCCCCGAUGCGCUUCGCUGCUCUGGUUUCAGACCAUGCAUUUGGCUUCCUCCCCCAGAACAUCUCGAGAGUCGCGUUCACUUCCUCGGUGCUUCAGCUCGACGACCAGAGCGAAGACGAUGUCUAUAAAAAGUAUGCCGAGAAGCUGAAAAAGAAGGGCGAAAGUCUCGGCAUCAGCAACCUCGAUGAGCUGAAAAAGUACGCCAGCGAGCAGAGCAAACCCGAGCCCGAGUCUCCACCCCCGUCUCCUUCGCCGAGCGGUCCUGAAGCUCCACAGGUGCCGCCCAAGCGCACGCCACCCAAGCGCAAAGAUGGGUUGCCCCCGACGGUCAAGAAACUCGACGAGAUCAUGCAGCUCGACAAGGUCGCGACCGAGACCCCCGAGCGUAUCGGCGAGAUCUGGAACACCUACUACUCCAGUAAGCCCAACUAUGUCUCGGCGCUUGUUCCGGGCGAGUUUUACAAGAAGCUCUCCGAGCGAGCCAAGACGUACCCGAUGUUCAUUCUGCCUCUGCCCAGGGACCAAGGAUUUGAGUUUGUCCUGCUCCAGUUCUCCGGCAACCAGACCUUCCUGACACCUCUGAUCGAGUACCAAACCCAUCGCGAGAACGCCCGCCCACACCUGGUUCUGAACUACUAUACAGACCUGGUCGAAGACAAGGGCAUUGUCCUGAUGUCUGGCGAACUUGGAGCCACCGAGUCCGGGGCCAGCUCCUUCAGUAUCUCGGAUGCCCAGAACCUUGUCUACCAGAUGCAGCUAUUCUACGUCACCGGUCCGGACAGCAUGACCUCGUUGGUCGAGCGAUUCAACAAAGACCCAGCCAACUUUGACUACCAGCUGCUCAUCACUGAGGCAUCGAGCCUCACCUCUUGAUCGUGCUGCGUCGGCUAAGAGCCUACAUCUGCGUGCCAAUAUAAUUCCUUCGAGGAGCAAAUGAUGUCCUCCAUUUCUUUCA
This is a messenger RNA of Polychytrium aggregatum, 1188 nucleotides long. Its product is annotated as ATP11 protein-domain-containing protein. Gene Ontology annotation, cellular component: mitochondrion. The transcript has 6 exons. Lineage: Eukaryota; Fungi; Chytridiomycota; Chytridiomycetes; Polychytriales. Bases 135 to 1106 code for a protein of 323 amino acids. Gene Ontology annotation, biological process: mitochondrial proton-transporting ATP synthase complex assembly. The record is from RefSeq and is a predicted model, not a curated record.